AAAACAAUUUGACAACUCAACAAAUUUAUAGUACAUUCGACUCCGAUUUGUAAAUAUACAAGACGACAAAAAUUCGAUAAAUAAAUAUUUUAUUUUUAAUAUACCUAUUCGUGUAAAGAAAAGGCAUAAUAAUUUUAAAAGAAUCACAAAAAAUAAUGGACACAAAAGUUGAUAUGAGUGGCGACAUGAAUGUCCCAAAUCAAGAUUCCAAAUCACAAAUAGACUUUUCAAGUUUUACACAAUUCAGCAAAGUUCCAAGUAUUGGAGAGCUAAUACAAACGAUUCGCCAAUCAAUAAGACCAUGGUCGGAAUUCUUGCAUACACAGAAUUUCAAGACAGUGGCUAGUAUGCCACGUCUAUCGACACGAUUCUUAAGAAAUCUUUCCUAUUUUCAAAGCAAUUACAUACUGAUUUUUAUCAUUUUGAUGAUAUACUGUUUAAUCACUUCGCCAUUGGUACUAAUUGUUCUAGCUGCAUCUGCUUAUAUUUGCCAUAGAGUGCGCAAAGCUGCAACACAAUUUACAGUGUUCGAUAGAACAUUAACAACCAAACAACAAUACAUCAUCAUCAGCUUAGCUUCGAUGCCGGUUCUUUAUUUAGCUGGAGCAGGUGAACUUAUGUUUUGGACUUUGGGAGCUUCAUGUUUUGUUAUUUCCUUGCAUGCAAUAUUCUACAAUAUUGACGCAAUUGUUACCGAAGACACAGAAGGUUUCUUAUCGGAAGUUGUUUAGAUUUUAAUUUAUUUCUUUUUCUCCAUUAACUAUAUGUAGAUACUCGUACUUUAUACGAGUACUUGUCUAUUAACCUAUUAUAUUCUAUAAAUCUGUAUAAUAUUUACAUCACCCAAAAAAUUUAUCUUUAGAAUUUAGUAUUAAAAAAAAAAAACUUUUGAACCACAGAAAUU
Messenger RNA from Episyrphus balteatus (marmalade hoverfly), 904 nucleotides. RefSeq names its product prenylated Rab acceptor protein 1. Bases 156 to 731 code for a protein of 191 amino acids. The record is from RefSeq and is a predicted model, not a curated record. NCBI's taxonomy places the organism in Eukaryota, Metazoa, Arthropoda, Insecta, Diptera, Syrphidae. The transcript is spliced from 4 exons. Gene Ontology annotation, cellular component: Golgi apparatus.